CUUGGUUUCGGCUACCGACCUUUUCUUCCCCAAAUCCCCAUGUCAUCUGUCAUCGGCAUCUCAGGGCUCCAACAAGGCAAGGGAAUGCUACUGUCUCAUGUCAGCAAUGGCCGACACCUCAGGACUCCACCGCUGCUCCGUGUGCUUCAAGACCUACAAACGGCGAGAGCACCUCCAGCGCCAUCGCGGCACGCACACAUCCGAGAGACCCCACCGCUGCAUCCUCUGCAAUGCUGCCUUCCAGCGGACCGAUGUGUUGAAGCGCCAUCUCCAGACCUGUGACGGCGCCGCCAACUCGUCCUCGGGCCGUCGUCGUGCCUGUGACCGCUGUGUUCGCCAGAAGAAGGCCUGCAACUCGGGCCAGCCGUGUCUCAACUGCGAAAAGAGAGGUGUCGAGUGCACCUAUGGCGGCUCUGCCGGUGCCGGUGCCAGUAACGGUGCCAGCAAUAGCGCAGCCCCCCUCCCUGCUCCUCCUGUCUCCGCCCCCGGACACCCCUCCAUCCUGGGAGAGACCUCCUCAGCUCCUCCUCUUCCCCCUAUCAUGCCACAGCUCCCACCGGUACCGGCCCCGAUACACCACCACCACCACCACCAGACCUUUGACGAUGCUUCCUCGGCCAUCGUCUCGACUCACGGCGGCAGCAUGGACGACGGCACAGCGUCCACCUUUGAUGAUGUGCCCUAUGACGAUCUCGAUGCCCUGAUCCACCAAGCCGUCACAACAUUUCCUGUUCUUGACGGUCACCACUCCAUGCCGGACGGAUGGCUGGAUAUCGACUUCUCCCACCAACCCAAUCCCGGCGGGCAUGACGGCCUCACCGAGCAAGAUCACCAAGCCGAGGUUUUCCAGCGGGAGCUGAGCCCAAGCUCAACCACUUCAGAGUAUAGAGGCUACUCUUUUGGAUUCUUGUACGACUUCACCAGCCGGACUGGUUUGGUCUCAUCGUUCGAAUGUGCUACUCUGGCUCAGCGGCACCAGAUCGUGGCGGCAUUUCAUAAUUCCUACCUAGAACGCCAACAUCCAGAAUUCUUGGGUGCUGUUCCACCUCUCUUCAUGCCACUAGACGACCCAACUGCCGCCGCACUAACGGCUAGUGGCGUGUCCGGCAGCAACACCCUUUCAUCUUGGUCACUAUGGCUCCAUAACCCUAUAGUAAUCAAACUGCAGCAGGUGGUCUUACUAAUCAAAAAUGUUGUCACGGUCAAGCCGAACAAUAGCACUGUCACCCUUACGUGGUCCGCCGCCCUUGAACAGCAAUGUCUUCAGUUCUUCUCGCCAUCGAGGUUCGCCAGGUUCAUCGAGCUAUACUGGUCAGUCUGGCAUCCGAACGUGAACAUACUCCAUCGCCCAACCUUUGACCCGACCACGUGCAAGUCCAUCCUCUUGGCCGCCAUGGCUCUCAUAGACCCAGCGGACAAUGAGGAUGCCAAGGUGUGGUUCAACUGUGUGGAGGAGAUGGUCUUUACAGAUGACGACUUCUGUAGGGAUAUUGAGCCUAGCACAGAAGUCACCUCCCCAACAAGUGUGCUUGCCAGCCGCCGCAAGCUUCAAGCACUACAAGCCUCGUACAUUGUAUGUCUGUACCAAAAUUGGGAAGGAACUGAUGCCGGGAAGAGGAGGAUUCGCCGCCAUCGGUUCAGCACAGUGGUGUCUGUGGCGCGAGAUCUGGGUAUCGACACUGCUCGACAUCCUGACUACAGCAGGCAGUUCAAGCAUGAUUUCAACUGGAUGGAGUUCGUCGUGCGGGAGGAACUUAUUCGCACGUUCUUGUGGAUAUUCCUUGUCGACACGGCAUUCGUCAUUUUCAACAACCUGCCCCAUCGCAUGGUGAUCAAGGAGAUGAAAAUGCACAUGGCAAGCCCGGAGGUGUGUUUCCAGGCCGCUAGCGCAGAGGCGUGUCUCGCAGAGAUCCAUCGAUGGAUGCCUCCAUCAAGUCCGUUUGGGGGUAUGCUCCUUCGCGAUGCGAUUGAGCAGCUUUGCAUUGGUCCCAUGUCCCCCGAAAUGCACCGGCACUUUUCUCAUCUGGGUCCUGUCAACCUGUUCGCAACGGUUUCGGCGAUUCAUUACAUGAUCUUCCAACACCAAAAUCUGUUUGGCGUCGAAGGCCAACUCAUACCGAUUCGCAAUGCGUUGGAUAACUGGAUCACCAUAUGGGAGAGGUGUUUUGACAUGUCGACAUCAUGUUGGCCCCACGGGCUCCUGCAAGAUCACAACCUGCCUCCCGAGAUGCUCUGGAAGCGGAUCGGGUUUGUCCGGUUCUCAGCCGAGUACUGGCUUCUCGGGAGUCUUCUCACAAAUCGCCUCUCUGCGACGAUUUCAAAGCCCAUGGCCCGUCACCCUCACAUGGGUGCCUCUCCACCCGAACAAUAUGGCGACCAGGGAGCCGUCACCAAGCCGGCCAGGGUUGAGCCAAUCUUGAACAAGUACGACCAGACGAGCAUGCGGCAGGUCAACGACCUCAUCACGGACUUUCAAAAGUUCAACGUUGAGUAA
Messenger RNA from Podospora pseudocomata, 2494 nucleotides. RefSeq lists its product as uncharacterized. The record is from RefSeq and is a predicted model, not a curated record. Bases 98 to 2494 code for a protein of 798 amino acids. Lineage: Eukaryota; Fungi; Ascomycota; Sordariomycetes; Sordariales; Podosporaceae. The transcript is spliced from 5 exons. Gene Ontology annotation, biological process: DNA-templated transcription; regulation of transcription by RNA polymerase II. Gene Ontology annotation, cellular component: chromatin. Gene Ontology annotation, molecular function: DNA-binding transcription factor activity, RNA polymerase II-specific; RNA polymerase II cis-regulatory region sequence-specific DNA binding; zinc ion binding.